Thamnophis elegans (Western terrestrial garter snake) is the source of this 2167-nucleotide messenger RNA. It is a transcript of the gene GAS8, whose product is annotated as growth arrest specific 8. The coding region runs from base 658 to 2019 and encodes 453 amino acids. NCBI's taxonomy places the organism in Eukaryota, Metazoa, Chordata, Lepidosauria, Squamata, Natricidae. The record is from RefSeq and is a predicted model, not a curated record. The transcript is spliced from 11 exons. Gene Ontology annotation, cellular component: microtubule; motile cilium; Golgi apparatus. Gene Ontology annotation, molecular function: small GTPase binding; microtubule binding. Gene Ontology annotation, biological process: flagellated sperm motility.
CCUGAGCGGUCGCCUCCCUCGGCUCAGGAGGGCGAGGGCGCCUCUGAGCACAAGCGAAGCGCCGCGGCGCCGCGUAUCGCCUGCCCGCCUGCGGCCGGAGGGGCGACAUGCUCGCCCGACCUCCGGCAAACAGCAAAUCGCCCGAAGCUCAGAGCCGAUUCUGGAGAGCGAGCUCGGGCGAGCCUGGCGCCCGCCGGACCCUCCGUGUGCGGACCCGCCGGGGGCUCUGCAGGGGGGGCGCUGGGGGCCUUCGGGAGGCGGCCCGGAGAACCACUCUGGCGGCCUUUCCCCGGCGAUCCAGCCCGGCUGGACUGCCGGUGCCCGUGACCGAUUCCAGGCUCCGGAGACAAGCGGGGCGUCCCAAAACGGCCGAGCCCGCCUGGGAGCAAGCGGGGCCCCCGAGGCGUCGCCGUUCCCGCAGCCCGAUCGCUCGGGGCUCCGGGCAUAGGGGGCUCCGGGGCUGCUCCAAGCUCCAAUCUGGCACCGACAGUGCAGAGCAGGCGGCACUCUGUCCAUGGGCAGGAGCGCCCAUGUUAAGCACAGGGAGGCGGGGCGCCCAAGAAGAAGGCGGAGAAGAAGGGCGGCGGCGGCGGCGGCGGCAAGAAGGGCAAAGGCGGCAAAGGGCCGGCGGUGGUGGACGCGCUGCCCCCCGACGGCAUGUCCAAGGAGCAGCUGGAGGAGCACAUGGGCCGCAUCCGGGAGGAGCUGGACCGCGAGCGCGAGGAGCGCAACUACUUCCAGCUGGAGCGCGACAAGAUCCACACUUUCUGGGAAAUCACGCGGCGGCAGCUGGACGAGAAGAAGGCCGAGCUGCGCAACAAGGACCGGGAGAUGGAGGAGGCCGAGGAGCGGCACCAGGUGGAGAUCAAGGUGUACAAGCAGAAGGUGAAGCACCUGCUCUACGAGCACCAGAACAACCUGACGGAGCUGAAGGCCGAGGGCACCGUGGCCAUGAAGCUGGCGCAGAAGGACCACCGGUCCCAGGAGACGGAGCUGCGCAAAGACAUGCGCUCCCUGAAGGUGGAGCUGAAGGAGCAGGAGCUGGCCAACGAGAUGGUGGUGAAGAACCUCCGCCUGAAACAGCAAGAAGACCUGACGCAUCUUCGAAAUGACUUUGAGAGACAAGUGAAAGAGAUUGAGGCCAAGUACGAGAGGAAGAUGCGGGUGCUGCGCGAUGAGCUUGACCUGCGCAGAAAGACGGAAAUCCACGAGAUCGAGGAGAGGAAAAACGGUCAGAUCAACACGCUGAUGAAGAAUCACGAGAAGGCCUUCAGCGACAUCAAGAACUACUACAACGACGUCACCCUCAACAACUUGGCACUGAUCAACACCCUCAAGGAGCAGAUGGAGGAGAUGAAGAAGAAAGAGGACCACCUGGAGAAGGAAAUGGCGGAGGUGCUCUUGCAGAACAAGAGGUUGGCAGAGCCACUGCAGCGAGCCCGGGAUGAGGUCUCUGAGCUGCAGAGGAAGCUGGCUCACUACGAGAAAGACAAGGCCAUCUUGGCAAGUAUUCGGGCCCGGCUGAAAGUCACCGAGAAAGACCUGAAGGAUCUCCAGUGGGAGCACGAAGUGCUGCAGCAAAGAUUCAUCAAGGUUCAGGAGGAGCGGGAUGACCUGUACCAGAAGUUCACCAAAGCCAUUAAUGAGGUACAGCAGAAAACGGGCUUCAAGAACCUGCUGCUGGAGCGGAAGCUGAUUGGCCUCGCCAACCUUCUGGAGAAGAAGGAGGUGCAGCUGAACGAGGUCUUGGCGGCCUCCAAUCUCGAUCCCAGCGCUCUCAGGGUGGUCACCCACAAGCUGGAGGAUGUGCUGGACUCCAAAAACAACGCUAUCAAAGACCUGCAGUACGAACUGGCCAGGGUCUGCAAGGCACACAACGAUUUGCUGCAAACCUAUGAGGCGAAGCUAGUCUCCUUUGGGAUCCCCUUGGACAACCUGGGCUUCAAACCCCUGGAGACCUCCCUGCUUGGACACACCCUCGGCCAGGGCCCUGCAGGAUUCGUCUCGACGCCCACAUAGCAGAGCUGGGAAAUCCUCCUCCGAAGACGAGCCCAGCCAAGGCUCCUGGGGCUCCUGGGGGCCAGUGGGGGGAGCGGCCCACCCAAAACAGAGACUGGGCUCUCCUGCAGGCCUUUUGUAUUAAAGCCUUAAGGGGCCUUUUUGUAAA